Messenger RNA from Gongylonema pulchrum, 894 nucleotides. NCBI's taxonomy places the organism in Eukaryota, Metazoa, Nematoda, Chromadorea, Rhabditida, Gongylonematidae. The record is from the annotation of a GenBank genome assembly.
AUGACAUUUCGAGUGGGACCAGACACGCCGAAAGUUGGCGCCUUGCUCAAAACGACGUGCGAUGAAGGGGAUUAUGAUGAUCUCGAUGAAUCUAACGACGAUGUAAAAAAAAGCUUAUGUUUCAUUCUUGUUUUACGGGAUUUUAUGACAUUUCGAGUGGGACCGGACACGCCGAAAGUUGGUGCCUUGCUCAAAACGACGUGCGAUGAAGGAGAUUAUGAUGAUCUCGAUGAAUCCAACGACGAUGAUGAAGAAGAGGAGGAUGAGGAAGUAAAAACUACAACAGCUUCUUCUUCGGGAAGUAAAAAACGUUCGAAAAGAGAAACAACAGCUGAAGAGGAUGGAUUAGUGAAUCUAGGAGUGUGUCUGGGUGAUAUAAUGCCAGCGAUCAGGGAAAAAUAUCCCAAUAAAUUGCUCCACAUCAAGAUUCAUUCAUCUCGGGCCCCAUCUGUGCUAUUAUCCGCUAAAGGUGGAGGUUUGGCAACAAUAAGUGUGGCAUUGGAUGCGGAGCUAUAUAUCGAUGACAGCGGUGAAAAAGUGGGAACAAUGGUGAUGAACGGUGUUCUGGAAACAAGCAUUUAUACGUCCAAUAAUCGAAUUGUUGGUGUUGCUGAUAUACGAUCUCUGAAAUUAACCGAUAAGCAGCAAACGCUCGGACUACCUCAGGAUGCGCUCAACAAUCUGGCUAACUUGGCUAAGGAGCUCCUUUCAAAGACGGCAAACGAUGCGUUGAUAAAAGGAUUCGUCGUCCAGCUACCAACCGCAAAAUUACCGUUCUCAUUUGUGCAACCGAAAUUUGACAUCGUUGAUCACGCCAUUCAUCUGGCAUCCGAUAUCCGGAUCUCACCAGCUACUCUUGGAAUUACCUCAUCAAGCAUUUGUCGGCGAUUUUAG